Gekko japonicus is the source of this 1867-nucleotide messenger RNA. RefSeq names its product plasmolipin (gene PLLP). Gene Ontology annotation, cellular component: membrane. NCBI's taxonomy places the organism in Eukaryota, Metazoa, Chordata, Lepidosauria, Squamata, Gekkonidae. The transcript has 4 exons. The record is from RefSeq and is a predicted model, not a curated record. Gene Ontology annotation, biological process: myelination. Gene Ontology annotation, molecular function: structural constituent of myelin sheath. Bases 152 to 703 code for a protein of 183 amino acids.
UCCCCUCUCGGCUCCGGGGACUGGCCCAGCCCUCCGCCUCCUCCUGCGCACCGGCGGCGGACGCGCCUUCCAGGCACCCCCCGGACCGACGCGACGCCCGCCUGACGCUGCCGCCGCCGCGCUCCCCGCUCCCCCUUUGGCCGAGGGAAGGAUGGCGGACUUCCCGGCCAAAGUCAGCACCCGCACCAGCACCCCCGCCGGGGCGCACGGAGGCGCCGGCCGCUCGGGCUCCCUCGACCUCGAGUUCCUCCGCUCCCCCUUCGGGGUCUUGAUGGUCGUCGAGAUCGUGCUGGGCUGUUUGGUGUGGACCCUCAUUGCAGACACGUACUACCAGCCCUACCCUUCCUAUGGCUGGGUGAUGUUUGUAGCUGUCUUCUUCUGGAUGGUGACAGUCAUACUCUUUGCAAUGUAUCUUUUCCAGCUUCAGCUGAAACUCUACAUGAUCCCUUGGCCUAUUGUGCUCCUGACCUUCAACGUCACAGCCUCCGUCUUGUAUGCCACGGCUUUUGUGACGAGCGCCACGUCCGUUGAGCUUUACUCCUGGCCUCAUUCACCGGACUACAACAGAAGAGCUGCUGCCUCGUUCUUUGCUUGCCUGGUGAUGAUCAUCUAUGGCGUCAGUUCCUGCCUCAGCUUCCGAGCCUGGAAAGGAUAUGGAGGCAAUGCAGCAACCAGUCAAGCCACGAUUUCUAAUCAUGCCUAAGAACUGUGGCCCAUUCUGAAUCAACGUGGGACAGUGGGACAGCUCCGCGGCAGGGCAAUGGCUAACGGGGCCUUGGAGUUCUCUCUUGCCCCCUCCUGCUUCCUCAUCCAGAUCUAGUACAGCCUGUACACUCUUCCUGGCCCCGUCUUUAGCAUGGCCUGAGCCACAGAUGCAUAUGUUUUAAUGCCAUCUAAACCUAGAUAAGUACCUCUCCCUACUUUUUACUAAUUGGCUCCAGACGCCAGUCCAUGGAGAACGAGAUCCUCUCCUCCUGCCUGGCAAGAGGUCACCUUCAGCCUAGUUCACAUAGGCAUGCUUGGUUUCGUGCACGUGAACGGGCCACCCCAGACCUAUCAGCCAAAGAACUUGUGCAUCACCUGUUACGCCUGUCAUGAUGCUUUUUGCACACUGCAGCUCAUGGCUGAAUGCAAGAAGCAUCAGAAAGCAUUGCGCUGGAAGCGGCACCAGCAAAACAGGGCAGUCCCAGCAGCGGGGUUAAAUCUGGGAUGGCUAAUUCAUACGAGCAGGCUCCCCUCAAAUGGUAAGCUCUCCAGUGUGAACCAUCCCUCAAGUUUCCUGCUUUCCCAAACCUCCUCAAUUUUCCAGAGCAGGCCAACAGGAUUGGAGCAAAAGUGUAUUUAGGCCCACAUCCAUAGAGGUGUGGUACCUUGGAAUGCCCACUACCAAGGCACCCUGGCAACGUUCUUUUCCCCCUUAUGCUGUCUCCUAGCCCAGCAAAUGGUGCUCAGAGGCAUGCACAGAGUGUGCCUGCACAAUGGUUGAGGGGCGGCUGCCGCAUGUGUGUGCCACAAUGAAAAGCCCUCGAAGGGCAACGCUGGAAGCAAAAUGUAAAUUCUUAGUGACAUUGGAUGGGGGUGGCCCGUUUCGGCAGGCCUCUGUGAAUUAGCCCAGAGGAUUCCCAUCUCCAGGCAUGAUCGAGCCAGCACUAAACCCACUAAAACAAGCAAGCCCGUCCUCCCCGGAGGCCAGCCGCCUGCAGCCUCUGGUGUAAAUAAUGUAUCAUUAACUCAGUGUGUGUAGUACUUAGAAGGGAUGACACACAGCUUUUCGAUGCAAUUAUACAGCAAGUAUUUUUAUUUUAUUAUGAUUUCUAAAAAAAAAAAAAUUGGAAAGACGGUUCUGUUUUAAAUUAAAAGUAUCUAA